Messenger RNA from Pseudopipra pipra, 706 nucleotides. RefSeq names its product piercer of microtubule wall 1 (gene PIERCE1). Gene Ontology annotation, cellular component: axonemal microtubule. The coding region runs from base 61 to 402 and encodes 113 amino acids. The transcript has 3 exons. NCBI's taxonomy places the organism in Eukaryota, Metazoa, Chordata, Aves, Passeriformes, Pipridae. Gene Ontology annotation, biological process: axoneme assembly. The record is from RefSeq and is a predicted model, not a curated record.
CCGGGGCGGAGCGCGGCGCGAUCGCGUCCCGUCGCCGAGCAACGCUCAGUGCCCUGAGCCAUGUCCGGCCCCGACCCCGGCCUGCCCGGCCGCUUCCGACAGCCCGCCUUCUACCGCGGCUACGGGCAGCCGGCGCCGCACCCCCGGUUCCGCACCACCAACCAGACCUACGGCAGCAGGGCCCCCACGGUGCACGAGCUGCCGACCUGCUUCCGCGUCAUCUCGCACAAGUUUUCGGAUCAUCUGGGCAAGGCUGGCAUGUACAGGAACAACAGCCUCAACACCUCGCUGGAGAAGAGCUACUGCACGGGCCCCGACACCUUCAUCACCGCCUACGAGCACAUGGACUUCCACCCCAGCUACAACCCCAGCGGGCCCUCGCACUGCAGGAACCUGAGCUAGGGAGGGACACCAGGGAGCCACCGCGGCUUCUCCCGGUGGGGAAACCACGCACAGCUGAGAUGAAACCCACUAAUUCACAGAACGACUGUUAUUGUUAAUAGCAUAUAUUGUUAUAUAUGUUAAUUUAUAAAGAUUUAGUGUGGUUAAACGUCAGUUAAAUAGCUCAUAGGAGCCGUCUCGCUUAGUUUAUAGGCAGCAUAUAAAUCCUAGAACAACAUAUAUCCCCUUAACCUCUUCUCUGUCACUAAUGAUCCUUUAAAUUCUUGGCUCAUGUACCACAUAUAAUUAAAAAUUAAGAUUUAAA